Durusdinium trenchii is the source of this 219-nucleotide messenger RNA. Lineage: Eukaryota; Dinophyceae; Suessiales; Symbiodiniaceae. The record is from the annotation of a GenBank genome assembly.
AUGCUUGCGGAGCAAGUGGAAAUGUUUUUUGCUUUCGCAAGACCUAGAGGUAAGCCACCAGUGGCCAGUGACACCAUCAGGGCCCAAGCGUGGAUUCUUCGCCGAUUGGUCACAGAGUUCAACCGGGCAGCUCGGAGGGGCCACUACCCGAGGGAGAAGCUCAUGUGUGAGAUUUAUGAGGAAAGUGGAAUCCCCUUGCCUUUCAACCCCCGUGACUAG